Molecule: messenger RNA, 4545 nt
Organism: Onychomys torridus (southern grasshopper mouse)
Lineage: Eukaryota; Metazoa; Chordata; Mammalia; Rodentia; Cricetidae
Gene: Slc9a6
Product: solute carrier family 9 member A6
Exons: 17
Coding region: 4-2202 (732 amino acids)
Biological process (GO): proton transmembrane transport; sodium ion transport; regulation of pH
Cellular component (GO): recycling endosome; membrane
Molecular function (GO): sodium:proton antiporter activity
Source: RefSeq, a predicted model, not a curated record
GACAUGGCUGUGGCUCGGCGCGGCUGGAGGCUGGCGCCUGUUCGCCGUGGCGUUGGCCGGCCCCGGGCGCGUCCGCUUAUAAGGCCCCUCUGGUUGCUCUUCGCAGUGAGCGUCUUUGGCUGGGCCGGAGCUUCGGACGGCUCCGGGGGAACGACGAGAGCCAUGGACGAGGAGAUCGUGUCCGAGAAGCAGGCGGAGGAGAGCCACAGGCAGGACAGCGCCAACCUGCUUAUCUUCAUCCUGCUGCUCACCCUCACCAUUCUGACGAUCUGGCUCUUCAAGCACCGCCGGGCCCGCUUCCUGCACGAAACCGGCCUUGCUAUGAUUUAUGGUCUUUUGGUGGGCCUUGUGCUUCGGUAUGGCAUUCAUGUUCCAAGUGAUGUGAAUAAUGUGACCCUGAGCUGUGAAGUGCAGUCAAGUCCAACUACCUUGCUGGUCAACGUCAGUGGAAAAUUUUAUGAGUAUAUGCUGAAAGGAGAGAUUAGCUCACAUGAACUCAACAAUGUUCAAGAUAAUGAAAUGCUUAGGAAGGUUACUUUUGACCCUGAAGUCUUUUUCAACAUACUGCUUCCUCCUAUCAUAUUUUACGCAGGUUACAGUCUGAAAAGGAGACACUUCUUCCGGAACCUUGGGUCUAUCUUAGCAUAUGCCUUUCUUGGAACAGCAAUUUCUUGUUUCGUUAUUGGGUCCAUAAUGUAUGGCUGUGUAACUCUGAUGAAAGUGACUGGACAGCUCGCAGGAGAUUUCUACUUUACAGAUUGCUUGCUGUUCGGCGCCAUUGUCUCAGCCACAGACCCGGUGACUGUUCUUGCCAUCUUCCAUGAACUUCAAGUUGAUGUUGAACUCUACGCUCUUCUCUUCGGUGAAAGUGUCCUCAAUGAUGCCGUUGCCAUAGUGCUGUCCUCCUCAAUAGUGGCAUACCAACCAGCUGGAGACAAUAGUCACACCUUUGAUGUCACAGCUAUGUUCAAGUCUAUUGGAAUCUUCCUUGGGAUCUUCAGUGGAUCUUUUGCAAUGGGUGCUGCUACAGGAGUGGUGACAGCUUUAGUGACAAAGUUCACCAAGUUGCGGGAGUUCCAGCUGCUGGAGACGGGUCUGUUCUUCUUGAUGUCCUGGAGCACCUUCCUUUUGGCCGAAGCCUGGGGUUUCACAGGUGUGGUUGCAGUAUUGUUUUGUGGAAUCACACAGGCACAUUAUACGUACAAUAAUUUGUCCACAGAGUCUCAACAUAGAACGAAGCAGUUGUUUGAGCUUCUCAAUUUCUUAGCGGAGAAUUUCAUCUUCUCCUACAUGGGGCUGACGCUGUUCACCUUCCAGAACCAUGUCUUCAACCCAACAUUUGUAGUAGGAGCAUUUAUUGCUAUUUUCUUGGGAAGAGCUGCCAAUAUUUACCCCUUGUCUCUCUUACUUAACUUGGGUAGAAGAAGUAAGAUUGGAUCAAAUUUUCAACACAUGAUGAUGUUUGCUGGCCUUCGUGGUGCAAUGGCAUUUGCCUUGGCCAUUCGUGACACUGCCACUUACGCACGACAAAUGAUGUUCAGCACCACACUUCUAAUUGUAUUUUUUACUGUGUGGGUAUUUGGUGGUGGCACUACUGCCAUGUUGUCAUGCUUGCAUAUAAGGUACUAUGCUAGACUCUGGGGAUACAGAGAUGAAUUGAGACAUGGCCUUUACCCUCAAGGAGCUCACAGUCUUUUUGGGGAGAUGGACAGGGUUGGUGUUGAUUCAGACCAAGACCAUUUGGGGGUUCCUGAAAAUGAAAGGAGAACUACCAAAGCAGAGAGUGCCUGGCUCUUUCGGAUGUGGUACAACUUCGAUCAUAACUACCUGAAGCCCCUGCUGACGCACAGUGGGCCUCCUCUGACUACCACACUCCCAGCCUGCUGUGGGCCCAUCGCCAGGUGCCUCACCAGCCCCCAAGCAUAUGAAAACCAGGAGCAAUUGAAAGAUGAUGACUCUGAUCUUAUUCUCAAUGAUGGUGAUAUCAGUUUGACGUAUGGGGAUUCUACUGUGAACACUGACUCUGCAACAGCCAUUCCCCCAAGGAGAUUUAUGGGCAACAAUUCUGAAGAUGCUUUGGAUCGGGAGCUUACAUUUGGGGACCACGAACUAGUCAUUCGUGGAACACGCCUGGUUCUUCCGAUGGAUGAUUCUGAACCUGCACUAAAUUCAUUAGAUGAUACAAGACACAGUCCAGCCUAAGCUUUCUAAUACUCACUUAGUGGUUUGUAAACUUUGCACAUGUGAUUGUGAAGAAAUGUGUACUACCUACAAGUCCUAGUGCAUGUCUCCGAAUGUGUAAGCUAUAUAAAUGCUAUUUAUAUGGCAUAGGAAGAAUAUAAAUACCCUGUACCAGGCAGAUUGUUCACAAUCUGCCCUCUUAAGUUUUGCUGGCUGCACUACAUUGGCUUGAUCUGUUUUAGAAAGUUACUUUCAUAGUAAUGUUGUGUGUUCUGUUAGUUUAAUGUUUCAGUUAAAGUAUAAAAGUGACAGAUAGGCCCUUUCUUAUAUUUAUCUGACACUUAACCAGAGUACUAAGUUCUUGUGAUGUGAAUUAAUUUGUGUGUGGCAGGGAAGGGGGAGGGAAGGGGAAGGGAAGGGGGAGAGAAGGGGGAGCUGUUAUUCCCUGGGAACCUAAGGAGGAGAGGUUCCUUUGUUGGGAAACUUUUGUUGAUUGCUGCUGCCUUUGUCGUGACUUUUUUCUUCCCCUUUUCUCUGGUGGCCCUUUGUGGUGCAAGGAGCUGAUGGCAUUUUGAUCUCAUCCCAUUCAGGUUGGGGACUGAAGUGUGGGGGAUGUUUUCCCCCAUUGAUGUGAAAGAACAGAUUUCCUGACUACAGUACAUUGAUGCUCUGAGAAAGAAGGCUACAAAUGACCUCCAAGACCUUAUGUCUUUUCUUUCCCACCAAGACCCUAGGAAUUGCAUCCAGCUGGCUUAGCCAAAGUAUAGGUGUAUAGAGUUCAGGGCACUUGUUACAGAUUUGGGGGCACUGGAGCAAGUGGACAUGGGGCAUAGGCUGGUGGUGUUGGAGGUCUCUCUUCCCAAAUAUGUAAAUAUUCUAUACCAGAUAAGUUGAAAUAAGAAAUGUAAUUGCUGCUUCAUUUUGAUUAUGUUCUUUGUGUGUGUGGUAAGCCUUGUCAUCAGAAGUUUUUAUAUCAAUUUAAAUCGCUGCUCUUUAGCAGCUAAACAGGAGCAACAUGUAAAAUUUUUAAACUUACGACGUUGAAUGGUCACUUGAUAGUUGACAUUCAAAGUUAAUUUAUGAACCUGUGAUUGUUCUGUACUGCACCAGAGGCAGCCGAUAAGAGAAACACAGUGCUCUGCUGUGUCUUUGAAAGGAUUCUGCUUUGUGUAAAGUGGGUGCAGUUGUCUUCAUUGUCGUGUUCCUUUUUACUAUUAGACACCUAAGCUACCGUGUGGUAUUUCUUGAGGCUUUUUCACUUCAUAUUCAUCAUAUGAGUGGUUUCUAUUUUGUAGUGCUGCAAAUACCUAAAGGUACAUUUGAACACUUGGAAGGGGAUACUUUUUGAUGCUGAUUCUGACUUGUUUCUGAUUCAGGUCUGGGGUGCAUUGCCUUAAAUCUAAUCCAAUGAGAAAAUUGAUUACUUAUGUGAUGUUCAAAUUUUCCACUGAAAAAUACCCUUCCAAACAAGACAUGCACUUACCCUCCAAAGGGUUCUGUGCCACUGUAAGCACUCCUUGAGAUGUUAGGGAAUCCUAAGGUUGUCCCCCUCGUGGCAGCCUUGCCGGUUGGCAUGGUCAUUUGUUAUGUAGUGGUAGUGACUUUCCUGCUAUGCAGGAACCCCUCCUGUGAAGUGUACAUUUUAUAUGAUGUGUGGCUCUUCAUGCACUAAAGAAUUUCUUCUUCAUGUAUGUUUGGGGAUUUUGAAUGUCAGCAUCAUUGACCCACACAGUUACUCAAGUUGUAAAAGGGUAUGUAGUAAUUUAACUACUCUUUUUUAUUCUGUCAGGUUACUGCACUCACAUUAUGAAAAUGGCUAUAAAUACUUAGCAUGACAAAUGAUGUAACCUGUCUCCUUCCGCAUGCAUAAGACUUCUCAUUAAGGAAACUGAUAAUGUGUGAGGCCACUAAAUCUGCCUUCAGUACUUUAUCAAAGGGGAACCAAGCCUGUUGUGCUUACAUCUUCAUCUGGAGGAUAUUUUUCCCUCUCUCAUCUAUGUACACACCCCCAUACAAAGAGAAAACCAUCUUUGUUGAGACAGCCAUUGGAAUUAAAGACCUGAAUGAACUUUGAUGAAGUACAGUCUGAGUUACCAUCAUGCAUGAGUGAAUUGCUCUCUUGGACCUGUUUUUCUGUUGUUCGUGGAACCUCCAUGUUGGAUUGACUUGAACAUUGCAUCUUUCAGAGUUAUUUUUUAAGAUCUCUUGGCAUUUAUCCUAGUCUGUGUUUGGCAGUGUGCUGUUAAAGUACUAGACUUCUAAUCUUUAUGUGCUUUUUGUUUUCCCUUGGAGUACUUGGAAAGAUGUUAUAGUGGUUUCUUUUAGGAAAAUCUGUCAUUAAAAAAAUUAUAGCCUUGCAAAUAA